Molecule: messenger RNA, 1347 nt
Organism: Aspergillus fischeri NRRL 181
Lineage: Eukaryota; Fungi; Ascomycota; Eurotiomycetes; Eurotiales; Aspergillaceae
Product: putative C6 transcription factor
Exons: 4
Coding region: 1-1347 (448 amino acids)
Biological process (GO): DNA-templated transcription
Molecular function (GO): DNA binding; zinc ion binding
Source: RefSeq, a predicted model, not a curated record
AUGGCCAUGUGUGCCUUGGCCUCUGCGCGGGCUCGUGACGGAGCCCUGUAUUCAAAGCGCUGGUGUCCCUCGCAACUAGCAAAUCCUCCCUCCGAGGUCUUUUGCGCUGCGGCAAAGGAAUCCAUCCCGCGAGACCUGGCCGCAGCAAAGGGUACGGAAUACCUGAGGACAUGUGCCAUUCUUAGCAUUGCCGGCAUCCAGAAUGGACAAAUCCAGGACAUGCAACAAUAUGCGGGGAUCUACCAUACACUGAGUGCAAUGGAAGGGCUGCAUGACGAGAAGCUAUGGCCCAAAGACCUGAGUCCCGUUGAGGUUGAGGUCCGGAGAAGGAUGUUCUGGUCCAUAUAUACCUUAGAUGUCUAUUCCUCCAUUGUAUGGGGCGGAGUCAUCCGCUACCGAGAAGCGCAGUCUAAUGUACAGUAUCCGAGUGAGGAGGAUGACGAUUUCAUCCCCAACAUGUCGUCCCUUCAGAGGGAUCUUAACGAUGCUUACGGCGGAAAAGGACAGCCGAGUCAGUGGAUGCGUGGCUGGAACUUCACCACCGACCUUUAUCGAAUACUGGAGCAUGCCGUCGAUUGCCAACGGUGGCGGUCGCCUUCAAACACUGAUGGGAAGACCGGAAUCUGGUCAUUAUUCCGUCCAGCCCCAAUGGCCGCAGCCUCUGUCAUGGACCACGUUCUUUCCAUGUACUCUUCUCUGCCGGCGCAGUUUCGCGAGACUCCGCCAGUCACUGGUGACCCCGCUCAGGAUAUCGUAGGCUUCCAGUCCGCUAACAUUCAAGCAACUCUGCAACUGCUGCGCAUGGUCCUAUUCGCAAACGAAGACCCAGGGGCGGAUGGCAAAUGUGACGUCGCAGGGCAAGUCCUGAGCGUCUUUUCCAAAGUGCCUGUCGAAUAUCUGAAAGCUAUCAGUUCUCCUUUGCUGCAUCAUCUGGGCGGAAUUGGCUAUAUCCUUGGAUCGGCCAUGGAAGGAAGUCUCUCUGAGAGAUCUUAUAGACGAGUCCGUACGCUCCUAUUGGAAAUGGCCCAGCUUUUGCAUCGGUUGGAGUCAGGCCUGCGACGGUCCACUGGUGCCAGUGAACGACUCAAAGCGCAGGUAGGUCGCAUAGACGAGUACAUGCGCAUGCAAGCAUCGUCGACUAUGUCUACCCGAAGGUCAUCCUUUAACCCCGACCAUAUGCCGUCGGAAGAUCAUCAAGACAGCAUGGCGUCCAUACAUGCACCUCUAACCGGGUUUGAGGACCCGCUCACUCAGUUCCAGCUGCCGCCAGAAUUACUGGAUGACUGGCCGUGGUCAUUCGAUACAAGUCCGCCCGAGGGAGUGUUUCCAAUGCCGUUCAUUAAGUGA